Molecule: messenger RNA, 3390 nt
Organism: Galendromus occidentalis (western predatory mite)
Lineage: Eukaryota; Metazoa; Arthropoda; Arachnida; Mesostigmata; Phytoseiidae
Product: CUB and sushi domain-containing protein 1
Exons: 10
Coding region: 1-3390 (1129 amino acids)
Source: RefSeq, a predicted model, not a curated record
AUGUCGCCUGAAAAGCCUAUUGCGAUUUCGAAACCCGCAAUCCGAAACCAUCCGUGCAUCCCCGCUUCGAGCUGUCCACCGCCCGCAGUUCCGCUUUACUCGACGGUGAAAGUCGAGAAUGGAGCCGCGACCUACACGUGCGACACCGGAUACGAAUUGUUCGGUAGCGGCACGAGGAAGUGUCACGACAAUAAAUGGGAGGGCAAGCUCCCUUAUUGUGCAACAAAUGUGGCCCUCAACAAGCCGUCGACGCAGUCGAGCGUGUCGACCAAAAAUCCCGCCGGGCCAAAGCUAGCCAACGAUGGCGAUAUGUCGACGGUGGGCGAAAAGCCCGUAUGCACAGAAACCAAAGUUGAGAACUCGCCCUGGUGGCAAGUGGAUCUCCUGCAAACGUACGAAGUUCGAGUGGUGAAAAUCUUGACGCGAGGCUGCUGCGGGCAUCAACCCUUGCACGAUAUCGAAAUCCGAGUGAGCAACUCCAGUUCUCUGACCGGCUCGAGACUAUGCGCCUGGUUCCCGGGAACGCUCGAAGAUGGCGCCAUGAAGGAGUUUGCCUGCGCCUAUCCGAUCGUUGGACGCUACGUCUCGGUGCAGAUGGUCGGCGGAGACGGAUCCCUUUCCCUGUGCGAAGUUCAGGUUUUCAGCACGCAGGAGCUCUCGGUGGGCAUGUGCGGACACUUCGACGAUGUGGUGUCGAUUCUGCGAAAUUGUUACGAGUUCCAUCUGCAGGGCGGGAGUCGCAGGAACGCCGAAGAGCACUGCGAGAAGCGAGGGGGAUUGCUCGCCUACAACGUCGAUAGGCGGACGCUGCCGUUCAUCGGAAGUGAAUUAACUCGACGCAAUAACAACAAUCAGUUGAAUCAAGGCCUCGUCUGGAUCGGGGCGACUCUUAAACGGGGCAUCGGCCCGGGAAGACGAGGCUGGUUCUGGAGCAACGGCGAGAACAUCGCGAGCUCUCAGCUACUUUGGGGAGAGGGUCAACCCAAUAACUACAACAAACAGCAAAACUGUAUUGUGCUCGACCAGAAACUCUCCUGGAUGUUCAACGAUUUCAACUGCGAUCUCGAUUACUUGCCCUGGAUCUGUCAAUACGAACCCGUUCGAUGCGGUAGUCCUGACGUCAGCGAGAAUUCCACGCUAGUCGGUAAAGACUUCGGUGUUCUUCGGACCGUGAAGUACGGAUGUCCAGUGGGCAGCGUCAUUCAAGGCGACGCAGAGAGAACUUGUCAGAAAACUGGAUUCUGGAGUGGAACCGCUCCUACAUGCAAACACGUUGACUGCGGAUCGUUGAGGCAUAUCGCGAACGGGAAAGCCGUUCUCCGAGACCUCAGAACGACAUUCAACGCGACAGCUGUCUAUAUUUGUGAUACGAAUUAUACUCUUGUCGGAGAGGAAGCCCGUCGUUGCGCCAAGACAGGUUUCUGGACAGGCCAGGAGCCGAAAUGCCAGCUGAACUUCUGCGGUACUCUGACUCCACCCGUCAACGGUAGCAUCCAAUUAGAGGGUGUGAAGGCAGGCAAAGACGCCGUAUACUCAUGCAACCGGGGCCACGCACUGAUAGGGGUGGCCAGGAGGAAAUGUAUGCUCGGAGGGCAAUGGACCGCUACGGCUCCCACUUGUCGGUAUGUCGACUGCGGAAAACCGUCCCCUCCGGAGAACGGAAACAUCAACUUCGUCAACAAUACAUGGGACUACCAAUCGAUUGUCACUUACUCCUGUAACAACGAUUACACGCUCGUUAACGGUGACGUGACGCGGACGUGCAACGAACGCGGAGUGUGGUCGGGUCGCGAACCCGAGUGCCGCAUCAUCGCGUGCUCGCCGCCACCGAUACCCAACGGGGCGUACAUCAAGGCGGACGGAAGUCAAUUGGUCAACGUGCACUCUAGCGUAGAAUACGGCUGUUUGAGCGGCUAUAAACUCAUGUCGGGUGAUCUCAGUCGGACGUGUCUCAAGAGUGGCCUCUGGUCGGGCACUCUUCUGCACUGCCAGCUCGUUGACUGUGGCAGAGUUCCGCCUAUUCUGAAGGGUGAAGUCAAGUACAUGAACGAUACCACGACGACUCUCGAUUCUGUCAUCAAACACAGCUGCAUAAACGGAUACCGAUUGGUCGGUUCAGAGACCCGAGUUUGCGGUGCGGACGGCAGAUGGACUGGAGUUUCGCCGAAAUGCGAAGAAAUCCGCUGCGAACCGCCCGACGUCGCCCCGAACACGACGGUUCUCUAUUCGAACAACGACCGCUCGUCGAUCGAUUCCUUCAAGGUCGGCUCGAGUGUCAUGUACAAGUGCAUGGCAGGACACAUCAUCGAGGGGGUAGCUCUUCGCAAUUGUCUACCUAGUGGGCAGUGGGACGGUACAGACCCUCCGACUUGUCAUUAUGUGGAUUGUGGCGCUCCUCCGAGCAUCCAGAACGGGGAAUUCCACGCACCGACGACGCAUUACGGGGCUCUCGUCGAGUACCGAUGCCACAACGGUUACAGACUCAGCAAUGGCGCUGAGAGGAGAUUGUGUCUCGAAAAUGGGACAUGGUCAGGAAGUGAUCCUGCCUGCGUCGAAGUCCUGUGUCCCGAACCGCCUCAGACCGACAGUCGAUUACUGGUCGAGGUUUCAUCGUAUAACGCUGGCUCCGUCGCUUCUUACUCUUGUCAAGAAGGUUAUCAAAUAGUUGGAGAAUUCACGCGCGUCUGUCGUCCGAACGGUCGCUGGGAACCGCCGAUCAUCCCGACGUGCAGUGUAAUCGACUGCGGGAGACCCGACCUCAUACCGAAUGGUCGAGGCCUUCUGGUCAACGGUUCCACAACCUACAAUUCACAUGUCGAGUAUGAGUGUCUCCAUGAAAAAAUCAGCAUCGGAGAGACGUUACGUGUUUGUCUCGCGAACGGCACCUGGAGCGGUCGCGAACCCUUGUGCGUCGAUGGCGGGUCCGACCAAGCGAACGACGUCGAUAACCUGCGUCUGAUACCACAGUACGAUGAGCAGACAUCGAGCUCAAUCGGUAUAUCGCUCGCGAUUGGGGGUUUGCUCCUCAUUAGCGUUCUCAUAGGUGCAGCCUGGAUUUGGAUGAAGCACAAACCGAGUCCACCUGUCAACAUACACGCACGCGCGCGAUACGUCGGUAAGAACCACAUCAGUUCGCCGAAGAACAACUAUCAAUCGACAACGCAACGACCUCCGUUCGACGCUGCAUCGAUGGCCGAGUACGCGAACGUCACGCCGCCGCCGUUGCCGCCCAAUCACCCCUCGAGUCAAUUCGUGACAUUCAAUACGCCACCGAUCGCCCUCCAGCAACAGAAUCUCUACAACGACAACAUGUACGACAACAGCGGGGACUCUAGUCAGCCCAUCUACGCCAACAUUCAGGAGGUGCAAGAGCAGACCCACCACGUCUGA